Molecule: messenger RNA, 525 nt
Organism: Egretta garzetta (little egret)
Lineage: Eukaryota; Metazoa; Chordata; Aves; Pelecaniformes; Ardeidae
Gene: KCNMB4
Product: potassium calcium-activated channel subfamily M regulatory beta subunit 4
Exons: 4
Coding region: 1-525 (174 amino acids)
Biological process (GO): detection of calcium ion; potassium ion transport
Cellular component (GO): membrane; voltage-gated potassium channel complex
Molecular function (GO): calcium-activated potassium channel activity; potassium channel regulator activity
Source: RefSeq, a predicted model, not a curated record
AUGGAGGCCCUUGCCCAUGAAAAAGGCAAAUUUCAGCUUGGAAGCAACAAGCAAGACCUUGCAGAUCCUUCCAGUCUGAAGCAUGGAAGCUACUGGCAGCAACUCUCCCCAUGUCAAAGACGAGACUCUGAAACAAGUCACGCUGAUAUUAUGAUGAAAAUGCAGAGGGAGCGAUGCCCUGCGUUCUUGAGCGCGGAAGUAACUCUGUUUUGCACCGUGUGUUGGCAGUGCUCGUACAUCCCUCCCUGUGCAAGAGACGAUCAGGAGAACUCUGAGAACGUCACGUACAAGCAGAAAUACUGGAAAGAGAAAGUGGGUUCGCAGCCAUUUACGUGUUAUUUUAACCAGCACUUGAGGCCAGAUGACGUGAUGCUGAAGCGCACCCAUGACGAGACUGUCCUCUUGCACUGCUUCCUCUGGCCUCUGGUUACGUUCCUGGUCGGAGUCCUCAUCGUGGUCCUGACCAUCUGUGCCAAGAGUUUGGCUGUCAGGGCAGAGGCAAUAAAAAAGAAGAAGCAUUUGUAA